Cottoperca gobio is the source of this 3505-nucleotide messenger RNA. It is a transcript of the gene slc38a2, whose product is annotated as solute carrier family 38 member 2. The transcript is spliced from 16 exons. The record is from RefSeq and is a predicted model, not a curated record. Gene Ontology annotation, biological process: amino acid transmembrane transport; L-glutamine transport. NCBI's taxonomy places the organism in Eukaryota, Metazoa, Chordata, Actinopteri, Perciformes, Bovichtidae. Gene Ontology annotation, cellular component: plasma membrane. Gene Ontology annotation, molecular function: L-glutamine transmembrane transporter activity. The coding region runs from base 317 to 1858 and encodes 513 amino acids.
CAGCAGAUCAGGGUUUUCUCUCCGAGCGCACCGCACCUCUGCGAAUGUUAAUUAGAUGUAAAUCUAAAUUCUUUAGAUUGUGAACGUUGGUCAGUUUAUUCUAAGACUCUUUUAUUAUUUCUUCACUUGAAUCGUGUCUUGAAGCAGAGCCUGUCUUUAAUAGGUCCAUCCAUUCAUUUUUCAAUGUAUUCAUAUUCAACCUGAAUACACUGAAGGAUCAAUCCGCUUUUGUGAAAUAAAUCGUCCGGACAUUUGUUUCUUUUUUUACUGAAAGGAUUUUACAGGCAUCCUGCCACAUCUCCUCAAGAUCAACAGCAUGAAACAGCCCACUGCCAAAACUGAGAUGAGCCGCUUCAACAUCUCUCCUGAAGAAGACAGCUGCAGCUCCAACAGCAACGAGUACACCUACCAGGACUGCCCCAAGAAGGUCCCGCUGGGCAGCCAAUUCUCUGACAUCGAGGCAGAGAGUCAAAACUUCCUCCCUGAACACAACCUGGGCAAGAAGAAGUAUGAGACUGAAUACCACCAGGGCAAUGCUUCCUUUGGCAUGUCCGUCUUCAACCUGGGCAACGCCAUCAUGGGCAGCGGCAUCCUGGGUCUGUCCUACGCCAUGGCCAACACCGGCAUCGCCCUCUUUGUGAUUCUCCUCGUGGCCGUUGCCAUCUUCUCCUUGUAUUCUGUCCACUUGCUGCUGAAGACAGCCAACGAAGGAGGUGCGCUGGUGUACGAGCAGCUGGGUUACAAAGCCUUCGGGAUGCCGGGGAAACUCGCCGCCUCCAUUUCCAUCACCAUGCAGAACAUCGGGGCCAUGUCGAGCUACCUCUACAUCGUCAAAUACGAGCUGCCCAUCGUCAUCGAGUCCUUCAUGGGACCCAGCAACGGAGUGUGGUACACUAAUGGGGACUACCUGGUGCUGAUGGUGACGUUCACCAUUAUCCUGCCGCUGUCGCUGCUCAGGAACUUGGGUUACCUUGGUUACACCAGUGGUCUGUCCCUGCUCUGCAUGGUGUUCUUUCUGAUUGUGGUGAUCAUCAAGAAGUUCCAGAUCCCGUGCCCACUCCCCGAGGACAUGAACGCUCUGAACGAGAAUAUAAGCAAAUUGCUGAACGCCACCUUGUCCCACAUCAACAGCAGCGCCGUGGACUACAGUGAGGACGCGUGCACGCCAAAGUACUUUGUCUUCAACUCUCAGACCGUUUACGCCGUUCCCAUCCUGACCUUCGCCUUCGUGUGCCACCCCGCCAUCCUGCCCAUGUACGAGGAGCUGAAGGACCGCUCCCGCCAGAAGAUGCAGGGCGUUGCCAACGUGUCCUUCCUGGCCAUGUUCAUCAUGUACCUGCUGGCCGCACUCUUCGGAUAUCUGACCUUCAACUUGCACGUGGAGCCUGAGCUGCUGCACACUUACUCCAAGAUCUACAAGUCUGACGUGCUGCUGCUGAUCGUGCGUCUGGCUGUGCUGACCGCCGUCACCCUCACCGUCCCUGUGGUGCUUUUCCCCAUUCGUACCUCCGUCAACCAGCUGCUGUGCGCCUCCAAGGAAUUCAGCUGGGUCCGCCACACCAUCAUCACCAUGGUGCUGCUGGCGAGCACCAACGCCCUCGUCAUCUUUGUCCCCACCAUCAGGGACAUCUUCGGCUUCAUCGGCGCCUCUGCUGCUGCCAUGCUCAUCUUCAUCCUGCCCUCGGCGUUCUACAUCAAACUGGUGAAGAAGGAGUCCAUGAAGUCCAUGCAGAAGAUCGGGGCCACCGCCUUCCUGAUUUUGGGCUUUGUGGUCAUGAUCGGCAGCAUGAGCCUCAUCGUCCUGGACUGGAUCCACAACGCCACCGCCAGUAGGGACGCACACGGCGACGGACACUAAAGCUCCACCCGCUGCGGCCGGCCAGGAGAGAGGAGGCGGCGCUGCUACGACCGCGCAACCAACAAAAGAUCGAAACCUAUUGUAUAAGUAGAAAAACAAGGCCUCACGUGACACUCGGCUUUGACUUCCUGAGCGACAAACCAUGAACCAUUCCAAGAGAAUGUAUCGAACUUUGUACAGUUUGCUGUUUUAGGCCACACAGUUGGUGUUUUACUUGUUUUCUCUUUUUAUCGUAACUUUUUUUCAUCGUGGUUUUUAUUUUGGUUCUUUUGUAGUUAUGGUACAGCUGAAAACAAAUAUUUGAAGGUGCCUCAAAGAAGAGAUGACAGUCGUAGAGUUCAAAAUGCAGCUUACACUCAGGUACGGUGUGUGUGUGUGUGUGUGGCUGUGACCUCAGAGCUCGCCAACAACUGAUCCUGCUGAGAAACCGACGUGGAUCUCCUCAGAUCGACACGAGGUGGCAGACUUCUCAAGGACGAACAAGUUCCUUCCAACAUUUGUUGUUUGUUUUGUUCCCUUUUCUCUUUUGCCAAAAAUGUAUUUGUUAAGCAUCUUUGUAUAUUGAGAAGCACUUACUGUUCAGCACACUUGUGUGGAGAAACCAGUUUUCACAGGCGAGGCCUACUUCAGCGCCUCUGCUGUGUUCGUACCGAGGCUUUGUGACCUUGCUUCUAGCGUCAGCUUGUAAAACCUGAUGUAAGUCAACCUGCCUUCUUCAGAGUACCUCUCCAAACUAGUAACCGUUAUAACCUGCUGAAGAUCUUGUUGGAAAAGCACGUGCAGCGACGACACUACUGCUUUGAGCCUCGAGUUGGAAACUUAAAAAAAAAUUCUUUAUGGGAGAAUACAUUUGACCACACGCAGUGGUUGUAAUAUACCUGUUUAGCUUGCAACAAAAAGAAACUAGAAGUCAGGUGUGCUCUUGAAAACUGACAACCAAACAACAAAGAAAGCUAAGGAGAGCGUCUGUAACAAUAUUUUGAGUGUUUUUGCGUACAGUUUGAAAUGUUUCACAAUGAAGAACGCGGACUCGCUUCCCGCCGAGACGUGAGCCUCUGAUGGUGCACUGUGCUUCCAACACUAACUUAACACAUCAACAUACUGUUAUUGUCCAACAUCUAUUUAUGGAAGACCGUGAAAUCAGUGUAAUUUAAUCUAUUUUACUAUAUUUAUAUAAUAUUGUAUGUACAUAUAUAUAUGUAUAUAUAUCUAUUGAGUUCAACUGUAUAUACGCUUUGUUUUGUUUGAACUGUCUUUUUUUUACAAUAAUGCAUUGGAGCUGUAAAACAAAAGCAAAAACCCCCAAAGCUGGUGAAUUUGUGAUAUUGAAUCUGCUCCAACACACUGGAGCUUCCUCUCUGAAGACUGAAUGAUCCUCAGUGUUGAUUCUGUGAAACCUGUGCUACAUGUGGAAGCCACCGGGACACCAGCAGCAGUGUCCUUUCCUUUCUGGCCCCCUGAACACGAACCCCGGAUCAGCGAAAUGUGCUCUUUGCACUUCCUGGUUGGAGAGGACAUCAGCCAUCUCUUGACCUCAGGAGCAAAGAGGGCUUUGCCCGCCAGUGUUACACUCUUGUUUCAAUGAAACACUAUGUAUAUCCUGUAAAUAAUGUCUAAUUAAAAUAGAUAACGAUCUAAUAACAGGUU